AUGGAUCUUGGGCCUCUUUCCGCAUCCAGCUAUCAGUCACUUUCAGUUCUUUCACCCGAUCCUGCGCGGUCUGGCGGAAAGUGGUCACAACGUGGAUGUCAUCAGUCCGUAUCCGGAUGCACAGCCACCACUUGGCUACACAGUAAUUUCAGCAUUACACUGGACUUUAAUAUCUUUGAGGGACGUCGCCUGUCAUUUCUGUUGCCCUAUGUGGAUUUCUCAUACCUCUAUGCCUAUGGCAACGAUGCUUGCCGCGAGACACUUUACAGCGAUGGAUUGGAGCAGGUGCUCAAGCAUCCACCAGGCUAUUAUGAUGUCAUACUCAUGGAGCACUUCAACACGGAUUGCCUAAUGGGCGUGGCCUACAAGCUGAAAGCUCCUGUUGUGGCACUCUGCAGCUCCGCCAUGAUGCCUUGGCACUACGAACGCGUGGGCGCUCCCCUGAUUCCUUCGUAUAUAUCUGCUCUGUUCCUGGGUCAAUCACAGCAGAUGGACUUUGGCGCACGCCUGGGUAACUGGGUGGCCACUCACUCGCUCAACUUGCUCUACAAAUUGUGGUGUGUGCCUGCUGCUGAUGAGCUGCUGUUACAGAGAUUUGGCCCUGGCAUUCCAAGCACUGCUGAGCUGGUGAAGAACACCUCACUAAUACUCCUCAACCAGCACUUCUCGCUGAGUGGCCCCAAGCCACUGCCACCCAAUGUCAUCGAGGUGGGCGGCGUGCACGUCCGGAAGCCUAAACCUUUAAGUUCGCAGCUGCAGCAGUUACUGGACAAUGCCGAGCAUGGCGUGAUUGUCAUCAGCUGGGGAUCGCAACUCAAGGCGCACUCUUUGAAUAGCGAGAAGCGUGAUGGUUUGCUGCGUGCAUUGGCGCGUCUCAAGCAACAGGUGAUCUGGAAGUGGGAGAACGAAACGUUGCCCAAUCAGCCAUCAAACGUCCACAUCAUGAAGUGGCUGCCACAAAGAGACAUACUGGGACAUCCCAACGUGCGCAUCUUUUUCACACAUGGUGGACUGCUUGGCCUAACCGAAGGCGUCUCCAGUGGAGUGCCCAUCGUUGGCAUGCCCAUUUGUGGUGAUCAGUUCCUGAACAUUGCUUCGCUGGUCGAACGUGGCAAUGCAGUGAAACUGGACUUUGCCACCCUCAGCGAGGAGACUGUUUUUGAGGCUUUGUCGCUUGCCUUGAAUCCGGAGUACAAGUUGAAUGCCCAACGGAUUGCCACCGCAUACAAUAACCGCCCUCAGCCGCCGUUGGACACUGCCGUGUGGUGGGUGGAGCAUGUGGCAGAGACGCGUGGUGCCCCACUGCUGCAGCCCAGUGCUGUGCAUCUCAGUCGCUUUGUUUACUACUCGCUGGACGUGUACUCGGCCAUUGCUGGAGUGCUGCUAAUAAUCCUCAUCAGCUUUGUGGCACUCUGGCGCCUCUGCUGCCGCUCCAAGCCCAAGCGGAAGCAGAAAUCCAAGCGCAAUUAACGAACAAAUAAUGAAUUGUGAUUAUUUAAAAGACAACAAUAAUACAUAGAAUAUAUUUACAAAAACAAACAAAUUCAACAUCUACAACUUUGCCUUGCUGGCACCAGGGAAACCCAAUCGAUAGAGACCCACAACAACAGCGCCACCCAGACCCAAAUUGUGUUGCAGUGCCAGCUCCACAUUGGCCACUUGACGCUUCUCGGCCAGACCACGCAGCUGCCAGCAGAGCUCAGCACACUGAGCCAGACCUGUGGCACCCAGAGGAUGACC
Drosophila sulfurigaster albostrigata is the source of this 1740-nucleotide messenger RNA. RefSeq names its product UDP-glycosyltransferase UGT5-like. The coding region runs from base 1 to 1470 and encodes 489 amino acids. The transcript is spliced from 4 exons. The record is from RefSeq and is a predicted model, not a curated record. NCBI's taxonomy places the organism in Eukaryota, Metazoa, Arthropoda, Insecta, Diptera, Drosophilidae. Gene Ontology annotation, molecular function: UDP-glycosyltransferase activity.